This is a messenger RNA of Linum trigynum, 4138 nucleotides long. Lineage: Eukaryota; Viridiplantae; Streptophyta; Magnoliopsida; Malpighiales; Linaceae. The record is from the annotation of a GenBank genome assembly.
CGGAAUGGGAAACCACGCACAACGACUUGAGGCUCUCUGAACUGCCGAGAACAACAAUUAACAAAAUUUUCAAGUGAUUCAAGAUCAACAGGCUGCACUCCAACUCACCAUGACUCAAAUUGCCCAAGCCCAUGCUGCCAAAAAUUACAAACCCCACUCCAAGGAGGGAGACAAGUCCGUUAACAACGUUUCCCACCAUUAGCAUCCCGAUGAUCGUGGCAAACAACCAUUCUUUGGUGUUAAGCUUGCCAACCUUGAAUUCCCAUCCUUCGCUGGUAAAGACCCGACAAUCUGGUUCUCUAGGGUAGAACAAUUCUUUGAGUUCCAAGAGAUCUCGAAGUAACAAAAAGAAAAUCUUGCACCAUAUCACCUAGAGGGCUCACUAUCACAUGGGACGUCUUCUCGUCCGAGCUCUGGAAUUGAUUCGGCAAAAUAGGGGGUACCGACUUCGAUGAAACUCUCUCUUGCAUUCGUCAGACCGGUACUUUGAAGGAUUAUUUCACCAAGUUUGAACGAUUGGGUAACCGAGUUCACAGGUGUACUCAACAAGCCUUCGUUGGGACCUUCUUGGGUGACCUCAAACCUGUCAUUUUCGACGAGAUCCGGAAUUUCAAUCCCAAGACUCUGAAAGAAGCAAUCAGCCUUGCUCGGGCAUGCGAAGAGAAAUUAAACCGCCACGGCAAUCCCCCAUGGCAACCCUUCCGAUCGGUUAUGGAUUACACGCCGUCGUGACCUAAGCCGAGGGCGACCAAUAAACCACCUGCAAAUCUGAAUUCAAGACCACAGCCGUCGGGAUCGAAGAGGCUGAGCUAUGAGGUGAUGCUCCGCAGUCAUCAAUUGGGUCUUUGUUUUAACUGCAAUGCCCCUUACUCUUCUACGCACCGCUGUUAGGGUGGAAAACUUUAGAUUAUGUGGAACAACGAUGAUGAAGAAGACCUGAAAGAGAUUGAAGUUUCGAUUUAAUCUUCACACUAUUCCACUUUUUGGAUUUGAUAUCAUCCUUGGGGUACAAUGGUUGGCUUCCUUGGGCACGGUCUAAAGUAAUGGAGGACAUUAGAGAUGGAAUUCUUCUAUAAUGGCAAUCUCCAGAAAAUUCAUGACAUCAAACAAAGUCCACCCAAGGCCACGAGCUUUGAGGAAAUUUUCAAGGAAGAGCACGACCUCAUGGCCCUCUGCCUUCCGCCAGCGGAAUCCGACAAACUUCGCCGAAUUCCCACCGAGUUAUAUGCUCCCAUCCGUAAAUUUGGGAAUAUCUUCGAAGACCCGGACUAGCUACCAUCUGCUCGAGCAAUUGAGCACAAAAUCCAGCUCAAGCUGGAAGCCAAAGCUUUUAAUGUGUGCAUGUAUCAUUAUGCCCACUUCCAAAAGGCUGAAAUUGUAUCCCAGCUGAACAAGACGCUCGUGACAGGACUCAUUCAGCCAAGCACUAGCCCAUUCUCCUUACUAGUGCUUCUCAUGAAGAAGAAAGACAGAACUUGGCAUUUUUGUAUGUAUUAUAGAGCUCUGAACUUGGUCACCAUCAAGGAUCGCUUCCCGAUCCCAACCGUCGAUGACAUGCUCGACGAGCUCUAUGGGGAGCCUACUUCACCAAGCUUGAUCUGUGAGCGGGGUACCAUCAAGUCAGAAUGCACGUCAAGGAUGUGCCAAAGACCACUUUAAGAACACACAAUGUGCACUACUAGUAUCUCGUCAUGGCUUUCGGCCUUCGCAACACCCCCUCAACAUUCCAAGCGAUUAUGAAUGAGAUCUUCCGACCCCUUCUCCACAAAACCAUCUUGGUAUUCUUCGAAAAAAUAUUGGUUUAUAGUCUGGAUAAGGAGUCAGGCGUCAACCAUGUUUUCCAAGUCUUCCACAUCUGCAACACCAUCAGUUCUUCAUUAAAUUCAACAAAUGCGGGUUUGGUUUGACGGAAAUUGAGUCACUGGGGAAUUUCAUUUCCGCUACAGGUGUCAAGGUAGAUAUAAGGAAGAUAGUCACCAUGGUUGAUUGCCUCAACCCACAACCAUCACCGAACUCUGUGGCUUUUUCAGACUUACCAGCUACUAAUGAAAAUUAGUCCGCAACUAUGGCAUCAUCGCACGAACUCUCACUAAGUACUCAAGAAGGGAAAAUUUUGUUGGUUAGAGGAGGUGAAUGCAACAUUCCUAAACCUCAAGUAGACCUGGCAAUCGGGUCGGGUUGGGUAAUUUUGGGUUGGAAACUUUGGUUACGGGUCUGGUCAUGGUUGGCUUAUUUCGGGUCAAAUAUUGACCCAACCCAUUCGGUUUCGGGUCGGGUUACAGGUCUUUUCGGGUUAUGAGCAUUCUCAGAAACAAUAUCAAACAUGCUUCAUAUUUUCUUAUAUGCAUGACAAUAGUUUACCUAACACAUGUCAAUUAACAUAUUCUCAAAUCCUCCCACGCUAAUGAAAUGAAAUAUAAAUUGCACAAAUCUUCAAAAAACAAUCACAAGAGUAAUACUACUACAAGAAACACAUGAUAUUUAAUUAUCCUUAAACUCCAAACAUGUCAUUCAAAUCCUUGUAUUUUUUUAAACAUCUCGCCCUCGAUUUUUCCCAACCUUUCAUGGUGGAAACUGAUGCCUCUGACUACAGAAUUGGGGCAAUUCUGAUGCAGCAAGAUCAAUCGAUUGCAUUAUUCAGUCACGCGUUGGGAAAAUUACAAGAGUCUCUCUCCAUCUACACUAAACAAAUGCUUGCGAUUGUCAUAGCAGUACAUUCCUGGCGUCCAUAUUUAUUGGGUCGGCGUUUCAUCAUUAGGACUAACCAGAAAAGCCUCAAACAUUUUUUGGACCAAUGGAUCACUACCCUCGAACAGAAAAAGUGGAUCUCUAAGCUACUGGGCUACGAUUAUGAGAUCAUCUUCAAGCCCGGGUCCAAAAUUAGGCCGCCAAUGCCCUUAGCCUCCGACCCAAUGACGCGACUUUGUUUGCCCUAUCCAUGCCAUUCACGUCUCUUUGGGAUUCCGUACAAGCUACAACAGCUACUCACCCAUACAUGGUCCAAUUACGACAGUGGGCGACAUCUGCUUCUCCCAGCUCCUUUACCAUUCACAACAACAUGUUGUAGCGCCGCGACAAGCUCAUCAUCCCUCUCUACUCCUCCCAUGUCGGGCAGCUCCUCCACGAGUUCCAUUCCACACCCAUGGGCGGCCAUUCGGGGGUUACCCGCACUAACAAAAGGUUAGCUAAUCAUUUCUAUUGGCCAUUCCGGGGUUACCCUCACCCUAAUGUUAAGUUCAACAUUCAAUUCACUUAAAUUCUCCUCACUUCACUACCUAAUAUGAUUCUCCCAAAUUAAAUGAGGUAAAGCUGGAAAAAAAACCUGGAUACUUGAUAAACCGUUAAUUGCACAUGUUUUUACCCCUAUUCUUGAGUCGUUUGAGAUGUUGAUUCUCGUGUUUUAGGCCGAUUUCACGCUAGGUUGUGCUUGUUUGUGAUAUUUCAGGUCCUAGUACGUGAAUGAAGGUUUGGGAGCGAGUUCGGGGUCGAUUGGACGAAGAUAGGACGUGUGGCGAGUCGCUGAGGAAGCCACACGGGCACACAUAAAACCCACACGGCCGUGUAAGGAACCAAUGUGGCCGUGUGGGAUUGUGCGAGCCUUCACACGGGCAUACUGGAGGCUCCACACGACCGUGUGUCCCUGGCCGCGUAGGAAGCCUGAAAUCCACUUAAUCGGAACGCCGCGUUUUGGACCUCACACGGGCAUCUGGGUAGAUCACACGGCCGUGUGGCUUGCCCGUGUGAGUCGGGAAUUCUGGUUUUUACCCAAUUUCGAGCCACAAGUGAGAGAAUCGACUUUUCAGAGCAAAAACAGAGCCCUAGAGAGAGAAAGUGCGAAGAACACAUCCUAGAAGCGAUCUUGGAGCUGGGUUUCGUCGAAUCGGGCUUGGAGAUCAUCAUAGGAGUGGAAAUCAUCAUCCCAGAGCAGAUUCUUUCCAUUGUUAUGAGUAUGACUGGACUGCUUUGUAUUCUGUUUUCCUCUCUCUCUCUCUCUAUGGAGUAGAACCCUUCUCUCACUUGGGUGUGAAGAACCCUAGUUCCAUGGGUUAGGGAUUUGAUUGUAAUGACUUGGGAUGAUUAUACUGUUUGGUUUUAAUCGAAUGAUGCAUGUUUCAUUGAAUUAAUUGAAGUCUGAUCA